Nicrophorus vespilloides is the source of this 2049-nucleotide messenger RNA. RefSeq names its product protein ariadne-1-like. Bases 224 to 1729 code for a protein of 501 amino acids. Gene Ontology annotation, molecular function: ubiquitin protein ligase activity; ubiquitin conjugating enzyme binding; zinc ion binding. NCBI's taxonomy places the organism in Eukaryota, Metazoa, Arthropoda, Insecta, Coleoptera, Silphidae. The record is from RefSeq and is a predicted model, not a curated record. The transcript is spliced from 6 exons. Gene Ontology annotation, cellular component: nucleus; cytoplasm; ubiquitin ligase complex. Gene Ontology annotation, biological process: ubiquitin-dependent protein catabolic process; protein polyubiquitination; positive regulation of proteasomal ubiquitin-dependent protein catabolic process.
UGACGUCACGCUCAACAUUGGUUCAGUUGGUAAUGCAAUAAAUCCGUACUUUGUGUGUAUGUGUGUAGUAUAUCCGUAUCGCAGGGAAGUUCACUUUUGUGGCCGUUUCUCAUUGAGGGGAUAUGUUGACGAUUCUUUUCGCCAAUUUGUACGGUUUGCAGUAAAUACAUAAGGUCCACGUUCGGUGGUCACAUUCCGUCCUGCAUCUAUCUGGACGGCAAAGAUGGACUAUGAGGAUGAGCAAUACGACGAAGUUGAUUCUGGCAACGAAUCCAGUGAGGAUGAUGUCGAUUUUGCAAUGGAUGAUGAGGUUUCCGUGCACAGAGAUAAACAAAAUGAUUCGGACGACUAUCCAUUUGAGGUUUUGUCCACCGAGGAGAUCGUCAAACACAUGGUGGACUGCAUCAAAGAAGUGAACACUGUUGUUGAAAUGCCAACUACAGUUACCAGAAUCUUAUUGAAUCAUUUUAGAUGGGACAAGGAGAAGUUGAUGGAAAGGUUUUAUGAUGGGGACCAAAAGAAACUCUUUUUAGAAGCCAGAGUGAUUAAUCCAUUUGAUAAAAUAAUUCCUUCAAAAAUAUCUACACCGAGGAUUAUAAAUGGAACCGAGGAAUGCGAGAUCUGCUUCAUUGUUUUCCCUUGCUCUCACAUGACUGGUUUAGAAUGUGGCCACAGAUUUUGCACCCUAUGUUGGGGAGAAUAUCUAACCACCAAGAUUAUGGAGGAAGGUGUAGGACAAACUAUUGCCUGUGCUGCCCACGGAUGUGAUAUCCUAGUUGAUGAUGCAACUGUCAUGAGAUUAGUGAAAGAAUCUCGUGUGAAAGUUAAAUAUCAGCACUUGAUCACCAACAGCUUCGUUGAGUGCAACAGAUUACUAAGAUGGUGUCCAUCGCCGGAUUGCUGUAAUGCUAUUAAGGUGCAAUAUGUAGAUUUUCAUAAGGUUCAAUGCAAAUGUAAUCACACGUUUUGCUUCGCAUGCGGUGAAAACUGGCACGAUCCUGUGAAAUGCCACCUACUACGAAAAUGGAUCAAGAAGUGUGACGAUGAUUCAGAGACUAGCAAUUGGAUAGCAGCAAACACGAAGGAAUGUCCUAAAUGCAACGUAACAAUCGAGAAGGAUGGCGGCUGCAACCAUAUGGUUUGUAAGAACCAAAACUGCAAAUCAGAUUUCUGUUGGGUGUGUUUGGGCCCGUGGGAACCACAUGGUAGCAGUUGGUAUAAUUGCAACAGGUACGAUGAGGAUGAGGCUAAAGCAGCUAGGGACGCUCAGGAGAAGUCGCGUUCGGCCCUCCAAAGGUAUUUGUUCUAUUGUAACCGUUAUAUGAACCAUAUGGCUUCGUUAAAAUUCGAGAACAAACUGUACACUUGCGUCAAAGCAAAAAUGGAAGAGAUGCAGCAGCACAACAUGAGCUGGAUCGAGGUGCAGUUUUUGAAACGAGCAGUCGAUAUUCUUUGUCAGUGCAGACAGACCCUCAUGUUUACCUAUGUGUUUGCCUACUAUCUAAAGAAAACCAAUCAGUCUGUGAUUUUUGAAGAUAACCAAAAAGAUCUAGAGAGCGCUACAGAGACGCUGUCGGAAUAUUUGGAGAGGGAUAUUACGUCUGAAAACUUAGCCGACAUCAAACAGAAAGUUCAAGACAAAUACAGAUAUUGCGACGGUCGCCGGAAAGUGUUACUGGAACAUGUCCAUGAAGGUUAUGAAUCUGAUUGGUGGAGCUACAAUGAAUAAAGUCUAGUCCUCUGAUAACCUAGCCGUAGUUACCUCAAAUGCCGUAUUGUACUUAUGACUUUGUAUUAUUUACGGUAUUUCUCCAUAAUUUUACAGUAUCUUUGUUGCGACUGAAUACUUAAAAAAAAUAAUUGAGAUGACGAUGAACACCUACCAAAAUUGGAUAAAUUCUAAUUGUUAUUCGCUGGCAGGACCGGGAGAAAAGUUCGUAUAAUUUUAAUCACUACAAUUUGUUCGAAAGCAAUCAACCCCAAAUCCCCACUCCUAUUAAUUAUUAAUAUUAUUAGUUUAUGUUAAAAAAAAAUGAAGAAUGAAAUAAU